GUGUAUGACUCAAAUUCCACUCGAAAAUUGAAGAUAGAAUUCUCAUUUGCGUUUUGAGAGCAGGAUUUGAGGAUCGGAUUUGAAAGACUUUAAAAACCUAACUGAAAGUAAAAUUUCGAAAACUUUCAAACCUAAGUAUCAUUUUGAUGAGCAAAACUUUCCUCAUCGAUCGCGCUCUUUAACCGACAGACACGCCAUUUGAAAGUACAAACAUUUAUUUAAACAGCCGAUGAUUUUCAAGGUGGAAAUGAAUGCAUUAGCGUUAUUUUAAAAAAUGUUCUAGUAAAUAGAGAAAAACUACGAAAAUUCCUGAAUAAUUCAUACGAUGAAGGGAAUCACGUGCGUGACGCUCUGCGUGUACACCGCAUGUCUGAUGCUGGCGACGUCUCGGGCGCUGGAUGGCUCAGGACUAGACGCCUCUGCCGAGCAAUACUUGAGCAGACGUAACGCGGAGGUCGCCCGUGACGCCAACAAGAUGUCGCUCGCGUCCUGGGCGUACGACUGCAACCUAACCGAGACCAACAAACAAACCAUGAUGGCACUGCAAAACGAAAAUGCAGCUAAAAGCAAAUCUGAGUGGGAGCAAUGGAAGCUGCUAAAGUGGGACGAGAAAUGGAAUCAAACAACCGAUCCCAACUUGCGACGUCAACUAAAACAGUUCUCAGUACAGGGAAUGUCUGCGCUGCCAUCAGAUAAAUUCAGUAAUUUAAGCGAGAUCACCGCUGACAUGGUAGCCACGUACAGUACAGCCCACGUUGACAUGUGCGUCGAGCUCCAAAACGAGAGUGUGUGCGACCUCAACCUCGAACCUGAACUGACGCAGCUGCUGGACCAGGUGCGCGACUACAACGUUCUGACGGAGGCGUGGGUGAGGUGGAGGGACGCGUCGGGUAAGCGUGUGAGGAACAACUUCCUCGAGUACGUCCAGCUCUCCAAUGAAGCCGCCAGACUCAACGGUUUCAGCGACAUGAGUGAGAUGUGGCUUGAUCCAUACGAGUCUCCGAGCUUCCAGUCCGACAUCGAAAAAAUUUGGCAGGAAGUCAAGCCUCUUUAUGAGCAGCUACAUGCUUAUGUCAGGAGGAAGCUGAGAGAGGAAUAUGGAGCGAAUCACGUGAACCUCACCGGCCCCAUCCCGGCCUCCAUCUUGGGGAACAUGUGGGCUCAGUCCUGGGGAGGAAUCUACGACUUGGUCCAACCUUUCCCUAAUAAACCAACUCUUGACGUCACGGCAGCCAUGAAAAGCCAGGGCUACACGGCAAAGAAGAUGUUCGAACUCGCCGACAAGUUCUACACAGAACUGAAUCUCAUCGCAAUGCCCGCCAGCUUCUGGGAGAAGUCGGUUCUGACGAAGCCUCCUAGCGUGGAUAUGGUGUGUCACGCGUCUGCCUGGGACUUCUACGACGGACAAGACUUCAGGAUAAAAAUGUGUACGGACAUCACGAUGGACGACUUGUUCACAAUACAUCACGAAAUGGGGCACAUUGAGUACUACUUGCACUAUAAAGACCAGCCUUACGUCUUCCGCUCCGGGGCUAAUCCAGGUUUCCAUGAGGCGGUUGGGGACAGUCUUGCUCUCAGUGUGCGCACUCCCAAGCACCUGCACAAGAUUGGUCUGCUCGAACAAAUUGUCGACGAUGAAGAAUCAGACAUAAACUUCCUCAUGAAAGUCGCCCUGGACAAAGUCACCUUCCUCCCAUUUGGUUACCUGAUCGAUAAAUAUCGCUGGCGGGUCUUCAGCGGCAACAUUACUGCUCAAGAUUUGAACUGUGAAUGGUGGAACAUGAGAUAUGAGCUGCAAGGGCUCAAGCCGCCGGUUCAGAGGAGCGAGGAGGAUUUCGAUCCCGGCGCCAAGUACCAUGUGGUUGCCGACGUACCGUACAUCAGAUAUUUCGUGAGCUUCAUCGUGCAGUUCCAGUUCCACAAGGCGAUGUGUCUGAAGGCCGGCCAGUACGACCCCAAUGACCCCAACCUGCCGCUACACAAAUGCGACAUCGACAAGUCUACCGCAGCGGGUGAAGCACUUGGGGCGAUGUUACGCCUGGGUUCUUCGAAGCCGUGGCCAGACGCCCUGGAGUCACUCACAGGGUCGCGGACGUUGGACGCAUCCGUGCUGCGGGAAUAUUUUGCGCCGCUAGAACGGUGGCUCAAAUCGGACAACGAGCGGCACGGCGAAUACGUAGGCUGGAUACGAGAUGGGGAAUACUGCCAGGGUCCGCCGCAACUCCGUCAAAAUUACAACAAAGUAUUGCAUGAAUCUAGAAAUAACCAGAUUACAAUCACAGUGAACGAGAUCGAAUAACCAUUUUUACAAAGACACAAGUUGUUACUAUUUUUGCUCACUCAAUAAUUCAAAAUUGAUUGUAGUUUUUAACGAAGCUUCAUUACCGUUUUAUGUUAUGAAAUAACUCUAAUACUCGAAUUAUCGCAUGCGCAUUAUAGUCAUCAUUUCAACGUGGGGCAGCGUAACCUCAAACAGUAACUGCAUUUUUGCCUUUUAAAUGGUAUAAAAAUAUAUUUCUUUCUAGUCUGCUGUGCCUGUUGACGAAAAUAAACGAUUUAUGUUUAUUCCUGAA
Molecule: messenger RNA, 2573 nt
Organism: Hyalella azteca
Lineage: Eukaryota; Metazoa; Arthropoda; Malacostraca; Amphipoda; Hyalellidae
Product: angiotensin-converting enzyme
Exons: 14
Coding region: 326-2299 (657 amino acids)
Biological process (GO): proteolysis
Cellular component (GO): plasma membrane
Molecular function (GO): metallopeptidase activity; peptidyl-dipeptidase activity
Source: RefSeq, a predicted model, not a curated record